Molecule: messenger RNA, 1828 nt
Organism: Nerophis lumbriciformis (worm pipefish)
Lineage: Eukaryota; Metazoa; Chordata; Actinopteri; Syngnathiformes; Syngnathidae
Gene: cdin1
Product: CDAN1 interacting nuclease 1
Biological process (GO): erythrocyte differentiation
Cellular component (GO): cytoplasm; nucleus
Source: RefSeq, a predicted model, not a curated record
ACCCCUGCUUCCACCUCCCCACUCUAGGAGCUGACUAUGGAGGCGUUGGCCAUCUUUUUAGUUAUCUCCGGUUAUUUUCCAUUUUUAGUAUAAAUGUAGCAGAACUGUGUUAGUCCAUGUGUUCUAUUUUUAAGACUUUCGAUGAGGACUUAGCUCGUUUGCUUCGUUCCGGGAGGCACAGCAGCUUAUGCGACAAAUAGCCAAUCGUACACGACUAUACUCAGCUCUCGCUGGUUUUGACCAAUCAGAGCGCAGCACAGGAGUUGGUUACCACUUCAACUUCCUAGCGGGAAGCAGAAGAACCCGGAACUGCGUGGAGGAACGCCGAAUGAAUGAUAUACGCACAAAAAGAGGAUGAGACUCUCCCGAGCAGAAUACAAGGAGAUUGUCCGAUGGACAGAACAGCUGAAACCAACACGCCAAUGUAUGAAGAUGCUAAGAGAAAGAUUUUCCAAUCACUCGCAGUCCACUCUUCUGAGCAUCUUCUCCCUGGAGUACCAGAAACGAAUCAAAAGGACAAUCUCAAGGCACCAUGCACCUGAUGUCAUCGAAAGCCACUACCAAAGGUACCUGAGCAAGGCCAAAGCACAUCCCACCGCUCCCGUCUUACUGGAUUUGGCCAAUGAGGUGGAUUUUUCUCCUGCACUGAUGGCUCGCAUCAUCCUGGACAGGUUCCUUCAAGACCUGGAGGGUGAAAUGCCCUCAAAAACAGUCCUCAACAACAUGCUGAAGGAGCCGUCGCUAAUCCCGGAUCAAACUUUGGCCAAGAAUGUCUACCAAUGCACCGUUAAUGACUGCUGUUAUGGACCACUGGUAGACUGCAUCAAACACGCUAUUGGCCAAGAGCACGAAGUCCUGCUGUGUGACAAACUGAAGGAGAAGAAUCUGUCCUUUCUAGAUGAAAACCAACUGAGAGCUAGAGGCUACGACAAAACGCCAGAUAUCAUCCUGGAGGUACCAAUUGCUGUGGAGGGACACAUCAUCCACUGGAUUGAGAGCAAGGCCUCGUUCGGAGACACCCACAGUCACCGCACCUAUCUCAACGAACAGUUCUGGAGCUACUGGAACAGAUUCGGACCUGGGCUUGUCAUCUACUGGUACGGGUUUAUAGGAGAGCUGGACUGCCAAAGAGACAGAGGCAUCCUUCUCAAAGACUGCUUCCCUACAGACAUUGUCACCCUUGGCCACGCCGCCCAGCAGGAUUGAAAUCGAACGGAGAAGGUGGGUGUAGACAUCGGCAGGAAUGAGAGUGCAGGAUGACGAGGCAGGAAGGGAAGGGGCAGUAACACCGGACUGCCGGAAUCCGGAAGUAAUUUAGCUUUCCUGCAUGGAGACGACUUGCCGGCCUGAACUCCGACUGACCCGAGUCUUUGCUACCUUUGCUCAACUCUACAAAACGCCAUCUUGGAGGGUUUCUUGGUUCUCCCGGCCCCCGGUUGGCCCCUCUUGGCAAGGGUAAACUGAAGGACCAGAGCUGGACGCAAGGCCCUUCCUUAUCACACCCAGAGUCCUGGCCUUUGUCACUCCUUCCUCUUCCGUUCCGUAAGCAGAUAAGCGAGGUGCGGUCCGUGGGGGUGGCUGGGAGGACGCCUGGCUUUUUCUCACCUGCGUCACUCAGUGCCCUCUCAGUCACUCUCCAAAGGGCUAAACAACAAAUGGUGGCUGAUUAAGACUAUGGCCUCACUGUGAACUCUCUCCUCCCUCGCCAUCCACUCUGUCGGAGAAAAUAUGUUAAUUCUCUAAUUAAGAUUAAUUGGCGGGACUUUAUUUGGCUGUGAUCUUCCACAUCAUCAUUUAGAAUGUAUAUUAAAAUGUCAUUAUUUGCUGA